GCUUGAACCCCUUCAUCGCCUCCCCCUACUAUCUUCCAUAUCCCUACUUUACAUCAAACACGCCCAACCUGUUUUAGCCCCCACCUGUUACCGGUCAAGCAUCUCUCAGACCAUUGAUUUCUUCAACCAGUCAAUUAGUUACCUGUUAACCAUCGAUUUCGCGUCAAGUCACUUCAGGCACGUUUGCAAGCAGGCAGAUGGUUUCGUCAGCGCCUGCACCAUUGAUUAAACCUCCAGUUUCUUACGCUGAAAGUGUAAAAAAGACUCCUCGCUCUCCUAACGCUGUUCGGAACCCUCUUGGAGACUUUCCAACCGUCUCUGGCGCGUCUGGGGUAUCUUCAUCUUCAAGUUCUUCACCACCUUCGAACGCUACAUCUCAAUUACCCAAAUUGCUCAGUUUUGUCGAAGCGACAAGCGGAUCUCAGGCCGGUGCUUCUGAUUUUCCAGAACUCCCUACCGAGAUAUCUUCGCAGCAUACCGUUAAGGACCACAACGGAUCAACGAACCAUGUGCAUUCGAAUGCCAACAACGUGCCAAAGGCGGCGCCUGCUGUGAAUGUAUGGACCGAACGUUUGAAAGAGCAGAUGGCCCAUGCACAUCUGCAUGUCCACCAACCUCAGAGGCAACCUCGCGCAAUAGUCACAUCUUCUGUCGGAGCGCCUUUAGUCCCACCCAGGCUAAGGCCCAUUGUCAUGAGUACUUCCCCGCAUUCAGUUGAUGUCCCCAAUACUGUAUCAUCGACUUCCACAUCUCGUUCGAGUCCAUCGCAGACGAUUUCUCUCGAUGGAGACCAUGAUGACCAUGAUCCUUUUAUCGUGCGCAUGCCUUCACACCUUUCUCGACACUCGUCCUCCAAGUCUAUCCAUCUAGUUAAUGACAUUGAUGUUUCUAAUUGGCAAGAGGCCGCAAAAUCUCCAUCUGUUGACCUUGGAGGAAAUGAUGGUGGCGACAAGUCCCGAAGAUCGGAAAAUCACCCGGGCGCACAUAAUUCCUCCAAUUCAGUUGAUCUAUCCAGAAAGAAUAGCAUCGAUUCUACCCGACAUCAAAGUGACUCAAGACCAACAUCAGCUCAAAUGUCUCGGCUGAACAGCAGAAACGUAUUUGAGGGGAACUCUACAGGUUCGCACUCGAUGCCCUAUUCCCGAGUAGAAAGUCGAGCUGGGAGUUCCUCUUCGAGUCCUCGGCUAUCAAUCCGAGGAAGGCGGCUACCGGAUGACGAUUUCACUGUAGUGUACGACCUUCGUCACGAGGCUCCAAAGGUUCCCUACAAUCCGCCGCGCAUGAGUUCAAGGGUCCCAGAGAGAACUGCAUACCACCAUCACACUUUUUCUCACCCCCCCGACAUUGCAUCGCAUUAUUUCAGAUCUCCGCCCAUACCACCCACUAUUGACGCGCCACUGCAUUCUGCACGGCUGUCGCCGCUACUUUCGGGCAUUCGACACCCGUACUACGCAAAUCCGGUUUCAGGACACACCUCUCCUACGUACGCGGGCUCGCGCCCUCCCUCUGGAGCUGGUACUCCGCCAUACCCAGUAUAUCCUCCAUACACAGCGACAUGCGGAUAUUGUCAUUCGCGCAUUCCGUGGGACGGGUUCGUUCCUCCAAUCCACCCUCGCCCUGUUCCGGGCUUUUCUACACCGUUACUGCAGGACGAGUACAUUGUGCCUCCACUGAUGCAUCUGUCAUUCUUCAAUCCACCCUUUCCAGGCACAACGGAGCCAUUAUCAAAGACCCGUCUAACGCAGAGCGAGCGUUCAUGUGAGAGCUCGCAUGACUCGCAUUUGCCUCCUGUUAUUAUUUCACGAAAUAUGGUCUUUGGGAGUAUCGACGCGACCCAUGAUCACGUUCAUCAGACGCCGGACGAAAAGGAGCCUGCGAAGAAGGAGGGCAAGAAAUCCAUUGGACGAAUGGCGGAACACUUCUCUGGCUUUUACAUCGGCAUUCCACCUGGUGAACCGGUGCCAUCCCGUCAAGGAAAUAAAAAACAUUCGAACAAGAACCUUUCGAAGCCUCCUGCGAGUCCCGUAGCGGAACAGGAAGGGUGUAAGACGGCUGACGAGCAACCGAAUGCUGUUGUCGGGGAAGAUGUGUCAGCACCUAGUAAGAAGUGGGUGUUUGGAACGACAGCGUUUGACAGGCUGAACGGGGCUAGUCCAUUGGAGGAUUCACAGAACACGUCAUCUGAGCACCUACCUCCACCCGGUCAACCUGUGCAACCAGUCGCUCCUCUACCUGACCAGCAUCCGCCUGCUGCGACAUCUGUGGCGCAGGCAUCCAAGAAUGACAAACCUGUCACGCCGCCGAGCAGUAAAAGACAGAAUGGAUCCUCAAUCAUGAAGUCUGAGGAUGAUUCUGCGUUGAGCGACGUCUGGGAGGUAAAGGACUACGGAUAUGGAUUCGGCGACGUGAGUGGCACAGAUAAUGCCACUGAUGUCAUUCGCCGCGCCAAAGAGGCUCGGGAGAGGCAACGACAGUUCGAGUGGCAGAGAGAGCAGGCACAAAUACAGCUGCAGAAGGAACAGGAGCUACAGCUUGAAGUACAAGAUAUCCAUACUCAUCACACGUGGCAGGAGGCAUUUGAAGGGCGGGAACUGUGGGACCAAGUCAAAGAGUUUGGACGUGGGCGACCCCGUCGAGGCUCUUGGGCUGGUUCGUAUGGGCCGCACGAACGGGGCGCUUAUGGGGGUCGAAGAGCCCGAGGAUUUGGUGGUCGCUACCAAGGGCGACAUGCUGGCCGUGGGGGCUACCACCACCAGCAACGGUCCUCCAUAUCUUCUGUCACGCCGCCUCCACAGUUCAAUCCUUUGCCGCUACCUAUGAACGGUUACGUCCAGAUUCCAUCUUAUACACCUCCCGAUUACGAAUUAUACCAUCCCGUUCCCGUUCCAGUGACUAUACCUGUAAACGGCGCACCUCCCAUCCCUUUGCCACAGUCGGCAUUGCCGCUCCCUCUGGAUCCAACAUGGUCGUGUCUUCUUGGCCAGUUAGAGUAUUAUCUGAGCUCUGAGAACAUGGCACAGGACUUCUUCCUUCGGCAGCGGAUGGAUGAUCAGGGAUGGAUACCCAUUUCACUGAUAGCUUCGUUCAACAGAGUGAAAAAGCUUACCACAGAGGUCGAUCUCGUGCGCGAUGUACUCAGCUUGUCCAACUUAACUGAGGUCAAGGGUGAAUAUGUUCGAAUGGCCAGGGAGCAGUGGAAGCAGUUCGUCUUGCCUAAUGCUCCAAGGAGCAUUGUGUGCCAUCCGAUUGGAUCCGAGGGAAUAGAGCCUCAGGACGAUCAGGUCGCUUAUGCCCAGGUUCAGGAGGGUGAAAUAGAAGAAGAAGCUGAUACGUUUGGGGAAGAUGACGACGACGAAGACAUUGUCUUUGUCAUUGGCGAAGAAGCAGAAGGCUCAUGGGCGCCAGAACGACGACCAGCAGCAUCGGAAAGCACUUGAUCGCUGGUAUUGCGCUCAGUGACUCUUCAAAAAGCAUCCUCGAACGAAGUUGAUGACCUUACCCGUGUGCACAUUUCAGUGUGUUCGUGGACAGGUGAUGUUAUUGAUUUUACCUCUUUGUUAUGUUCUUUAUGUGGUUAGUUUGUGUCCUCGUAUUCUCCAUCGCUAACAAUUUGCUUCAUAUGCAUGCUUACACAGUAGUAAUGUUUUCUUCAUGGCAGUAUCAUCCUCGCAUAUCAUAUUAUCGUUCAAUCGUCCUUCACAUUUCCCUAGCUGGCUUUCAUACAAUGUUGUUAGUUUUCCUGCAGUUAUCGUUCUAGUACACGAGCUAUCCCGUCUAUAAACUAAGCGAUCAUUGGGCUCUCUGGAUAGGGCAGAAAUUGCAUAACUCAUCCCUUGUUCUCUCGUUGA
Molecule: messenger RNA, 3848 nt
Organism: Suillus fuscotomentosus
Lineage: Eukaryota; Fungi; Basidiomycota; Agaricomycetes; Boletales; Suillaceae
Exons: 3
Coding region: 198-3437 (1079 amino acids)
Molecular function (GO): RNA binding
Source: RefSeq, a predicted model, not a curated record